CAAUGUUUUUGGGAAUUUGGGUGAAUUAUUAUCCAAAAUAUUCCCAUUCCAACAGUAUUAUGUCUGCAUUUAUUAAAUAAUUGCUAGUACAAUCAUGUCAUGACGAUAGAUAUAAUAUUUAUUAUAAAUAAAUCGUGUUUAUAAGUGUUUUGGAAUCUCCAAUAUGGGUAUCACAGGUUUGAUCCCGUUUUUGGAGAAGGCCUCACGGCGAGCUAACGUGGGUGAAUUCAACGGGUGCACCGUCGUCAUAGACUCGUAUUGUUGGUUGCACAAGGGAGCCUUUGCCUGUGCUGAUAAGUUAGUGAGAGGAGAAGAGACUGACAUUCAUAUCAAGUAUUGCUUGAAGUAUGUGACCAUGCUGUUGUCAAAGAACAUCAAACCAAUAUUGGUGUUUGAUGGACGCCACCUGCCAGCAAAAGCUAUGACUGAAGCUAAGAGAAGAGAGUCGCGUGAUAUAUCGAAGAAAAGAGCAGCUGAAUUAUUAAGUCUUGGCAAGAUUGAAGAAGCCCGAUCCUACAUGCGACGCAGCGUAGACAUCACACACGCUAUGGCGCUAAGCCUUAUCAAGGAAUGUCGUAAACGCAAUGUGGACUGCAUUGUGGCUCCAUACGAGGCCGACGCCCAACUGGCAUAUUUGAACAUCAAGAAUAUAGCCCAGUUGGUUAUAACGGAGGACUCUGACUUGAUACUAUUCGGGUGCACUAAGGUCCUCUUCAAAAUGGACCUCGACGGCACGGGCACGCUAGUGGAGACCGCCAAGUUGCCUCUCGUGAUGCGGUGCCCCAUCGAGCACUACCGCUUCGACAAGUUCCGGCAGAUGUGCAUCAUGUCAGGCUGUGAUUAUCUCGCGUCUUUGCCUGGGAUCGGAUUGGCUAAGGCCAGGCAGUUUGUUACGGCUACGCAGGACAGCAAUUUUGCCAAUGCCCUGAAGAAACUGCCAAGCUUCUUCAACCGGUCCAGUCUCACAGUGACAGAUGAAUACCGGGAAAACUUCUUAAAGGCUGAGGCGACGUUUAAACACCAGUACGUCUACGAUCCCAUAGAGAGGCAGAUGGUACGGCUCACUGAACCUGAUGACGAAGACAUAGAAAAAGCGUUAUGCGUGAACGCAGGCGAACUAUUAGACCCUAAGACCGCGUUCCAGCUAGCUUUAGGGAAUUUGGACCCUUUCUCCUUGAAGAAGAUGGAUGAUUGGCACCCUGACUACAGGCCUGUUGAAAACGGCAUGAAAACGGACAACUGGAAAGACAAAGGAACCGCACCCCACCCUAGUAUAUGGAGCCCGGACUUCUCAAAAUACUUGAACGAAGAUAGCCCGUGGGCGAAGAAGGUGAAGAAAGUUGAGCCCAUCAUAGCCGUGCCUACGGUUAGGACGAGGAAGGUGGUUAACUUGGUGGCUAAAGUUGUCCCGGAGACUCAGGAUGCAAGUUUAUCAAUAGAAACACUAAGCAACAUGUACUGCGUUCAACCGGCGUUGAAAAAACCAAAACUGGACCCAGACGCAACAUUAGACCUAAGCGAUACCUAUCUAGACUCACAAGACCCAAACAAAGCAUUCCAAGACGACGAAAUCGAAAGAAAUUUACCUCAGAACAAAUCUCCUAUCUUAGAAAAUAAGCAAAGGUCUUUUAAGAAAAGUUUAAGCAAUACUUAUUCCGUUUUAAAAAGACUGAGCAAGUUCCCUAGAACGACUUUAGACGGAAAUUUAGUAGAAAGUAAGUUUUUCAACGGACCCAGUGUUGUUAUAGAGGAAUCUCCAGAAAGGACUAGUAAAAAUCCAUUUAAAAUUGAGAAUAAAACUGAAAUAGAGCAAGAAUCUCCUGAACGUGUUAGUAAAAAUCCUUAUAAAAUUGAGAAUAAAUUUGAGAUUGAUUCUCAAUGUUCUCAGAUUGAAGAUUCUCAGCUUGGGAGUUCUCAGAAGGAGAAUUCUCCGUGUAAUAGUCCUGUGAAAUUACCUAGUCCCGUUUUAGAGCCUAGCCCUAGAUGUAAGACGUUUAGGAUGCGAUUGGAGAAUGAAGUGUCUAGAGAAAUUUUGAGCGAAGAAUCUGUGAUAGAAAACACUUAUCCUAUGGAGAAUUUGGUUACCCCAGUGGAUUCUCAGGAAUCGUACGGCGAGUCCCCUCCUAAAACAGCUUACAAUGGCACCAUUAGACCACUACCCCUAAGUCAGCCGGGGAAACCGAACUUCAAGAAGUCUACCUGCAGAGUUCCGGGGCUGAAGCGGACCGUCUCCGUGCCGAGCAAUCAACCUACUUUAUUGAGCAAAUUCGGAUUCCAGAAGAAACCAGUAUUGAAGAGAUGAGUUUUUUUUUCAAGAAAAAACCUAGAUUUACCCAACGACAUACUAUCUAUAAUGCCGUGUCUGUUGCAUUCUUUCGAGCAAAGUCCGCUGCCUCUUUCUAACAACACUGACAAGUUUUAACGUGCGAAAGAGACGGGCAUAACUUUGCCAGACACGGCCACGCUUUUUAAAGGAAUUAUCUGUAGGAGUAACAUUAUUUUGUUUAGUGUCGAGAGUUGCAUUUAUUUUUAAUUGUUGAUUUUGUUAUGGACAAGGGAUGUGCCCUGAUUGUAUGAUGUUAAUUUCUUAAUUAUGUGAUUAUAAUUAUAAUAAUAUGAAUCAAG
This is a messenger RNA of Cydia pomonella (codling moth), 2625 nucleotides long. It is a transcript of the gene tos, whose product is annotated as exonuclease 1. The coding region runs from base 164 to 2302 and encodes 712 amino acids. Gene Ontology annotation, cellular component: nucleus. The record is from RefSeq and is a predicted model, not a curated record. Lineage: Eukaryota; Metazoa; Arthropoda; Insecta; Lepidoptera; Tortricidae. The transcript is spliced from 11 exons. Gene Ontology annotation, molecular function: DNA binding; 5'-3' DNA exonuclease activity; 5'-flap endonuclease activity. Gene Ontology annotation, biological process: DNA recombination; mismatch repair.